UCCGUUUGGACAAGUCGUGCGUGAGCGUCAAGGUGCGCGCGCACUCCUGGAGCCGUGACGCGUGGCCGAGGGUGCGCGCGUGGCUUGCGUCGCGUGCACUCGGUGAGAUGCUCCAACAUCACAAGCGCAGCGAACACCGCCGGGCUCGCUCUGUCACCGUCCUCCAGGCGGUGCAGGGGAUUCACACUUUUGACUUACGUGGACGGCCGAGUGACCCGGGCACCGUCACACGCUUUGUCGCUCUCCGCCGUGCAUUUUUCUUCAAUCUCUCGGAGGAAAUAUUCUCACCAGUGGAGGACGGUUCGCCCGUUUGGACACCAUGACAGAGGCAAAGUGCCUUCUGAAAACACCAAGUAACUUCCAGUCAUCUGCCAUGUUUGAAGACUCUGAGUCUGUGGAGGGAGACGGAGGCAGCACAGAGAGCACAGUGGCCUCUACAAUCAGUGCUAGUAAGAAGGUUCUGUGCAGUAACAGUGUGCUGGACUCGUCAGACUAUUGGCUGAGGAAUGACAAAGCUUUGUGCAGACUGGGCUUGCUGGACGACAACACAGAGGGCAGCUGCGCCAUGAUGUUUUUUGUGAAUCUGGACACGCAGAAAACCGAUUGUCAAGAUGACAAAAGCAUUAAGAAACUGGGACUGGUGUCUCCAGACCUGCCAAAGCUUGUUGAAUUGCUAACUGCUCACCAACCAAAAGAAAACGAGAUCAUCUUCCUCAAUGGACUUGAGGGAUCUGACACUCGUCAAACACGCCCAACAGCUCCUUCUCAGCAGCAGAAAAGUACAGGUGUGUGCCUGCUUCAGAGUUCAGGGAAGAGGCGCUUCAUCCAACCAAGCAGUAUCAUCUUUGAGAUCAACAGGUUCCUUGCAGGUUUGCAGUGGGGAAAAGAAAGACAGCUUCAUCCAUGGCAAAUAAGACAACGGGUUGAUGAUGACACCAAUCGUUCAGUUUCAUCCAUCGAGGAAGAUUUCCUAACGGCUUCAGAACACAUGGGAGAUGACAGCGAGGAUGACGGUUCUAGAAAUGAGGCAGAGGUUCGUGAACGGGCAGAGAGGUUGGUACAGGUUGCACAGAAACACAGUGCUAGUGUCACAGGUCAAAGGGGACAGGUGGCUCAUCAUCAGAGCAGGGAGGAUGCAGAGGUGAAAAGGGAAGCCAAUCCGCGGGUCAGCCUCCACACAAACGAAUCAGCUGGUCACUACGCCACCAAUCUGGCAGAGUCAGUACUGCAAGAUGCCUUCAUACGCCUUUCUCAAGAUGAAACCUCUUUUGUCUCUGAGGCUGCAGUCAGUGUGUCACACUCUCAAUGCCACUCCAACACUGCAAUCUCACAAAGAAAACAGCCUUCCCAACAGCACACCUGCUCUUUUGAACUCCCAAAAAUUGUUAUAGUUCAAAGCCCAGACAGUGCGGAUGGAACUGCAGAGUGGCCAGAGCCUCAGGUGCCAAAUUUGUCUGACCAGGAUAUCACCACUCAAGACAUUGAGGUGCCAGAAAAGAAAUCUCACGCUUCUCACCACAAUGGAGGACUCCCAUCUAAACCUCUAGAGGUGGCUUUGACCUGUGCUGCCAAUGUUAUUGGCACCAUAACUUCCCCACAGCUAGCUGGACAUAUCACCAAGGAUUCAACUUCAGAAGACACAGAAGAGGAGCUAGAGAAACCAGAGGAGAAAGGUGAUUACUCCUUCUCCUCAGCCAUGUGCGCUAUGGCUCAGGUUGCUGGUGCUGUUGCAGCAUUGGAGCUGACAGAGAAAUCAGGGGAGGGCAGCAAUAAUGACGCAGAUUUAAGUGCAGUCUUCACCACAUCACAAGGUUUGAUAUCUGCUGCUCAAACAUCUGCAGCCUUCACGCUACAUUGUAGCGUUGCAGAAGGUACCAGUGUUGAAGCAUUCCGUGCAAACAUUGCCGAGGUCCUUCACAGGGAAGCAGCUGAGGUGCUGACUUAUCCGCAUUGCUACCGGAGUGUAGCUGACCUCUUGGAGUCUACACAUUGCAAGAUAGUUGAUGGCAUCACUUGUCCGAAAAAAUCCUACACUGAAGAAAGAGAGGUGGGUGAAUUAAUCAUUGAGGUGGCCGACAGUCUUUUUAAGCAUGCUUUAAAAAAAGCCAAAAGGAAAAAAGAACUGGAGGGGACUGGGAAAGAUGGACCGAGCCUCCAGGUUCUCCUGCAGGACAAUGUAAACAAUUUGCUGUUCGAGAUUCUUUGCCAGGCACAGAAAAAGAUCAGCCACAUAUCAAUAAGUGAUAAAGGUUUAUUUGAGAUACAGGACAUUGAUACAUGCUCCAAGGAGCAUGCUCCUGCAAAGGGAAGCAAUGAUCCAUUAAGUCAGUUACAGGGUUUAGGAAGUUAUAGGCCAUCUACUAACACUGACAAACAUAGUGGAAUGUCCCAAAGCACAUAUAGGCUUCCUGGAAUUAGCACGAAUGUGCUUGAAGAAAGUGAUGUCAAUGCAUCUCUCAAUAAAGCAUGCAGCAAAGAGCAACAGCAGCACUCCUGCUGUGCACAAAGUCAGUCAAAGUCUGCCAUACAUACAAAAGACUGGUCUGGCCAGCAGGACACAACUGCUGUCAGAGUCCCCUUGAGUGAAAUCCCAGUUCAUGUCACAGAGCGGCGGGGCCGAUUUGUGACAGGAAAUGACAGCAGACAGUCCUCGCUCACCCCACAGUCUUCGCUCAACUCUUGCAGUUCACUCUUCUCUUGGAGAAUGGACUCAGAGAGCAGGACACCUAUUACUUGCUAUGCUGAUGAUUUGGCUGCUACGGUGGUGUCUAUGGCCACAGAACUAGCUGCCAUAUGUCUUGAAAAUUCUACUGGGAAACAGCCCUGGUUCUGUGCCCUCAAAGGGACAUCUACAGAGGGCCCAGAGGCUUUUUUGAUCCCUGCUUGCCGAACGGUACUCAGAAGGAAAGAGGGUCAGAGCAACAAUGUCACCUCGAAGAAACAUCGAGCACCACGUCUCAGUGAGAUAAAAAAGAAAACAGAGGAGCAGCCAGAAUUGAUGGAGCGCCUGGUGAACCGUGUGGUAGAUGAGUCGGUCAACCCUGAUGAACCGCAGGACUCAUUUGCCCUGUUUGCCUCGGAAGUCACUGCCAGGAUCAUGAACUGCCCUGAGCUUAAUGUGGUGGACACUUCCAAACCAGGGCAGCCACGUAGCAGAUUACAGUGUGAGAGGUGGAGCCGUGGAAAGGCCUCGAGUUAUGAAAGCAUUCCAGAGGAAGAUGCAGACCCCUCGGGUACACCAAACACACUGGGCCCUGGCAGUCGUUUAGGCCAGAACCUGAGUCGUGGUAGCUCUAUUUCCAAGCAGUCAAGUUGUGAGAGCAUCACAGAUGAAUUUUCACGGUUCAUGGUAAACCAGAUGGAGACUGAGGGCAGAGGCUUCGACCUUCUUCUGGACUACUACGCGGGGAAAAAUGCCAGCAACAUUCUGGCUGCAGCUGUGCAACAGGCUGCAUCCAAGAAAAAUGGUCACCUUAAUGUCAGGACUACAUCCUGCCUGUCCAAACAGUCUAGCACUGAGAGCAUCACAGAGGAGUUCUACAGGUUUAUGCUCAGGGACAUGGAUAAGGAAAACAAAGAGCAUGGCAUUGCAAAGACUAAAGAGUGGAACAACAGCUUGUUCCCCCCAUCUCCCCGGAGUCCAUUUUGUAUACGACAGUCCUCAGUCCCAGACAGACGCUCCUCAGAUUCAAGACUGACUGUCAGCUCACCUAUUAAAGCCAAUUCAUUUGAUGGGUUUGCCCGAAAUGCGCAUGGCGACACGCUGAAUAUCUACCCAACCAACUCAGUGGCAGCAACAGGACUGUGCAAGUCAGACUCGUGUCUCUAUAAAAGAGGCAAGACUGACCAGAUCACUGAUAUGCUGAUCCAUGAUACCUGGUCUAGUUCUAUUGAGUCUUUGAUGCGGAAGAACAAGAUCAUUGUUGAUCCAGAGGACAGCAUUGACUUGGAGGCUGCAGGAGACUCCCAGCCCCACGUACAGCAGUUUGCCAACCGCCUGGCAGCUGACAUUGUGGAUAUUGGUAAAUCAUCUGCCGGAGAUCAGCAAGAUGUUACUGAGGGCAUAAGUGGACCGCACACACAAACGAUGCCUGUUGGUGAGAGAAGGAGGGGGUUCAAACAAUCCCAUUUAAACUGUAGUCCGGGUAGGUCAAGUCAAGAACAACCUGGGUUUAUAUCAGGUGUGGGUGACAGCAGUACACCCCGUAUAAGAGGCCCCAGGGAUGUGCCAGUAAUCCACAUUGAGGGGGAUAGCCAUGAAAGGAGAGACGGACCUUCGCAACGACCACCAGAGAUGACAGUUACCAAGCGUACUGAGAGGAUUACAGCCAACGGCAUCAGCAGUGAAAGGGACAGGCCAACUGUAGUUGCGGAGAAAGUAGAGAAGCGGGACAAGCGUUCAAUGAGCGCGAGCAGCGAAGAGAGCAUGGGAAGCUGGUCCCAUAUAAACACGGAGGAUGACCCCCCCGAAGAGACCAGUAGUUUUAUCCAGCUGAGUGAGGGGAAUGCGACCAGCAGCGGCUCAAGCGUAGGCAUGGCCGAUCUCGAUCCUUUCUCUGACGUGCCAUCUCAUAGCACAGAAAUUGGUGUAGAGUUAGAGAAAAGUCACCAAGCAGCAACCAAAGACAAUUACUUUGCGAGCAGCUCAGCCAGGACAGCAGGCGGUGAUGGCGGUCAUGUCAGGGAGCUCCUCGUGGUAAACUGCUACCUGGAAGCGGAGUGCUUGGACUCCGAGGUGACUGUGGCUCUGCAGUGGAUUGCCGCUUCCGAGCUGGGCCUUCCAGUUCUCUACUUCAAGAAGUCCAAAGAAAAAAGGGUUGCCAAGGUGCGUGUGUUGUCAGUUCCAGAAGUUGGUCCAUCUGAUGUCCCAGAAGUCGUGGCGGAUUGCGGACUUGUUCAGCGCUGUGGUUCAGUUCUGCAAACUGCAAGAGGAGAGUGAGGACAUGUCUCUGUCCAGCCUAUUUGACUGGCUCUCGGAAAUCCUGUGAAGUGGAUUAGUUUCAACACUCUGCAUACAAGUUUGCAUGUGCACUUCCACACACUUGACACUUGUCUUCACACCAAGUGUGUCCGCUUCCAAAGCUGAGAGCAAAAAGUGAUCAGCCCACUUGACAAAUGCUCCUUCCCCUUACUGCUGUCAUGCUAUUCUCCACGGAGGUUUUGUUUUCUGUCUGUCACUGCUCACAUGCAGCCCGAAGGAACACGGACGGGUUGGCCAUUCCUAUCGGGAGUGAACGAGCCAUUAAGAGAUUAGCAGGUUUUAACUGCUCCAGAGUAUAUUGAUAUACACUAUCAUCACAGUAUAUUUACAGAUUCCCACAAACAAAUGAUGUGUUGGUUCAUUUGUUUAUUCCCAAAAAGUACCAGUAGAUAAUAGGAUCAUCAGGUGCACAUUUCCAACUGCUCAGUAGGCUCCUUUAAAAAAAAUAAACGUGACUGUUUAUGUAAGAUUUUCAUCUGAUAUCCACUGUACACAUUCAUUGAAAGUUAAGAAAAUGCCUAUUAUUUUAUUUGUUUUCAUUAGCCAACAAACCACCCUUGUUGUGACCUUAAAAGUUUUAUGUAGAGAUGUAAUAUAUGUGACUUGAGAACGGAUCUUAGAUUGUUGUCUUGUAUAUAUUGACCAUUUGGACCUGCAGCACCUUGGAGUAGUGCACUGUUUAGCAUUUAUGGUCAGGAAGUCCAAGUAAGAUUAAUAAUGUUGAAUUUGUAAGUGAACUUGGUGUGUUUAUUUCACUACUUUGUGGUACUCUUGUGUUAACAGAAGCACACAAUUCAGCUGUAAAGUGUCAUUAUAUAAGUGAAUGUAUUUAUAUUUUGACAUCAAUAAAUAAUUCCUGUGAUGUGAAGCAAA
Messenger RNA from Phyllopteryx taeniolatus (common seadragon), 5854 nucleotides. It is a transcript of the gene sphkap, whose product is annotated as SPHK1 interactor, AKAP domain containing. The transcript is spliced from 12 exons. Gene Ontology annotation, cellular component: cytoplasm. Bases 320 to 4939 code for a protein of 1539 amino acids. The record is from RefSeq and is a predicted model, not a curated record. Gene Ontology annotation, molecular function: protein kinase A binding. NCBI's taxonomy places the organism in Eukaryota, Metazoa, Chordata, Actinopteri, Syngnathiformes, Syngnathidae.